UUGCUUAACAGGUCCAAAGUUCACUUAAAGUUUGGCCGAUAAACAAAACCAAUAAAAGACUUUGUAGUCGAAGCAUAACCAGGGAGAAUCGAGCCCAGCCUCCUCCUUUCAUUGCAUCCUGUAUGUUGUGUUAGCCUUCCCACUGAUUUGCAUGAGUUAUAUUGCCCAUUGAAGGAGAUCAUGGCCAGUUAGACUGAGCAGACUCUCAGCAGUGAGAUUCUCUGUAAGCACAAGAGGAACAGGUGCUCUGGGACAAGGGGAUUCCAGAUCCCUUGAUUUUAUUUUUUCCUCCCCUAUCCCUUUUCCUUAUUUUCUUUCAUCUAAAAUGGUAUCCAAGCUAUCGCCUUUGCAGCAGGAACUCCUCAAUGCUCUCCUCAACUCUGGAGUAACCAAAGAGGACCUGAUCCAGGCCUUGGAAGACAUGAUCCCCAGCCCAAGCUUUGGGGUGAAGCUGGAAAACUUGCACAUGUCCCCGGAACAUGAGGCUGACAGUAAGCCUGUAUUCCACACUCUCACCAAUGGGCACCACCACAAGGGCAAGCUCUCCGGGGAUGAGGGCUCAGAGGAUGGAGAUGACUUUGAUACCCCUCCAAUCCUAAAAGAACUGCAGUCCCUCAAUACGGAGGAGGCAGCAGAGCAAAGGGCAGAAGUGGACAGGAUGUUGAGUGAGGAUCCAUGGAGAGCUGCAAAAAUGAUAAAGGGUUAUAUGCAACAGCACAAUAUUCCUCAAAGAGAAGUGGUGGAUAUUACCGGCUUAAACCAGUCCCAUCUUUCCCAACACUUAAACAAAGGGACACCAAUGAAGACCCAAAAACGUGCUGCAUUGUACACUUGGUAUGUGAGGAAACAAAGGGAGAUAUUAAGACAAUUCAACCAGACAGUCCAAGGCUCUGGAAAUAUUGCAGACAAAAACAGUCAGGAUCAGCUGCUGUUUCUCUUUCCAGAGUUUAAUCAGCAAAAUCAAGUGCCAGGACAGCCCGAGGAUUCUUGCUCGGAGCCCGCCAACAAGAAGAUGAGGCGAAAUCGUUUCAAAUGGGGGCCUGCAUCACAGCAUAUUCUUUACCAAGCCUAUGAAAGGCAAAAGAAUCCCAGCAAAGAAGAAAGAGAAGCUUUAGUGGAAGAGUGUAACAGAGCGGAAUGUCUUCAGCGUGGUGUAUCUCCUUCUAAAGCUCAUGGCCUUGGAUCAAAUUUGGUAACAGAAGUCCGUGUUUAUAAUUGGUUUGCAAACAGAAGGAAAGAGGAGGCUUUUAGACAAAAACUAGCUAUGGAUGCCUAUAGUACUGGCCCAUCACACCCACACAACUUGAAUUCUCUACUGUCACAUGGAUCACCACACCAUACGCAACCAAGCACUUCUCCACCAAGUAAACUGCAAGGGGUAAGAUAUAAUCAACAAGGAAACAAUGAAGUUACUUCAUCGUCAACCAUCAGUCACCAUGGCAGCAAUGCUAUGGUGACCAGCCAAUCUGUUUUACAGCAAGUUUCUCCAGUGGGCUUGGAUCACAGCCACGGCAUGCUUUCACCUGAUGGCAAACUGAUAUCUGUUUCUGGAGGAGGAUUACCGCCAGUGAGUACACUGACCAAUAUUCACAACCUGUCCCAGUCUGUUCAUCACAAUCCUCAGCAAUCUCAAAACCUUAUCAUGGCACCAAUCUCCGGAGUGAUGGCAAUUACGCAGAAUUUAAACACCUCUCAGGCGCAAAGUGUUCCUGUUAUCAACAGUGUUGCAGGGAGCCUGGCAGCUUUACAAUCUGUACAGUUUUCACAGCAACUACAUAGUCCACAUCAGCAGCAACUCAUGCAACAGUCCCCUGGGCACAUGGCACAACAGCCAUUUAUGGCCACUGUCACUCAGCUUCAGAAUUCACACAUGUAUGCACACAAGCAAGAGCCUCCCCAGUAUUCCCACACAUCUCGUUUUCCUUCAGCCAUGGUUGUCACAGAUACUAGCAGCAUCAGCACAUUAUCAAACAUGUCUUCCAGUAAACAGUGUCCUUUGCAAGCAUGGUGAUGAACAAUAUUAUCCAAGUAUUUCAUAUUUUUGCUCCUGAAGUCUUCUGCUGCUUGUUGCUGCUCACAGGAAUAAUACCAAAAGGCCCUUAAUGUUGUACCUCUAAUGUUGGAUGUACCACAUGUGCUUAAGUACACUUGCAUUGCAGUCCCUUUUGCAGUAUUUCCAGGAAGAGCAUUCAAGGCCAAAGUAUUUUCCUUAAAUAAACAACUGGGAACAGAACAAAUUUUUGUGGGAAAACCACAAAGGAAGACUAAAGAUAAACGGACAGCUAAAAACUGAAUGUAGAAAUCUAUGCAUACAUUGAACUGAGCCAAUGUAAAUAUCUUUUUAUUAAGACAUGAAAACAAAAUAUUUCUUUAUAAGAAGGUAAUUUGUUGAAUAAUUGUAAAAAUGUAGAAAAGUGCAAUUUUUUGUACAUAUUAUAAAAAAAAUAAUGCUUGGGCCCAUUUGUUUGCUCGUUUUUUUUUUUUUUUUUAACCAAAAAGGUCAAUGAUCCAAAAGAGGACAACACAUUUCACCCACUGGAUAUACUAAAUAUGUGCUGUUUUAAAAAUAUUUUUUUGUGUUUGUGUAUAUGAGAUGUAGGUGGAACAUACUCUAUAAUAGUACAGUUUCUCCACAAAAUAAUGGAAGUAACACAACAGUUCAUAAGUCUGUUUAAUUUGUCAAUAUUUGCCAGUCAUUAACACAUAACUUUUCCUAACUUUUCCUAACAUAACUAGUUUUUUAAAAAAAUAAGCAUUGCAAAAUAUAUAAAGAUUUCUGCUUAUUAAUGUUUUUUCCCAGGAAAACUUAUUUCUUGUUACAAAGCAUGCUACAUUUCAGGAGACUAUUUCCAAUAUAGUACAUAUGGAUGUUGACAAAUGUACCAGGUCAUAUUGGUAUGCUUUUUUUAGGCUUAACAAAAUGCUCUUGGCCCAUGGUACAAAAAAACUGUAUGAGGACUUACUGUAAAAGCCAAAAAUUUAAGACCCCACUUCUGUUGUUGUGGUUGAGGUCUGCUGCUGUUUUACAAAAUGCUUGGUAACAUAAGUCACAGUCGAUGUCUGAC
Xenopus tropicalis (tropical clawed frog) is the source of this 3065-nucleotide messenger RNA. It is a transcript of the gene hnf1b, whose product is annotated as HNF1 homeobox B. Gene Ontology annotation, molecular function: DNA binding. Bases 326 to 2011 code for a protein of 561 amino acids. Lineage: Eukaryota; Metazoa; Chordata; Amphibia; Anura; Pipidae. The transcript has 9 exons. Gene Ontology annotation, biological process: regulation of transcription by RNA polymerase II; animal organ development; insulin secretion. Gene Ontology annotation, cellular component: nucleus. The record is from RefSeq and is a predicted model, not a curated record.